GUACUAACACAUGUACUGAUCACAUCUCUUUUCACAAUCAAGCCUAGUCACAUCAUAUCACAACCAUGAACAUUAAGGUUUUAUCUCUGAUAGCUUUCUGUUGCCUGCAUGCUUGCUUGGCCUCUCCCGCUCGCAUAAGAAGAGCAGCACUCCCUUUAGCUUUACCCAAUCCCGUUGCAGGGGCUGAGCCUGGGGGUUAUGACCAUGGGCAUGGUGGCUAUGGGCAUGAAAAGCAUGAUUAUCAUCAUGAGGAAUAUCAUCAUUACCAUCCUCCUACUGAGAACCAUCAUCACUCUGAAAGUCAUGCUUAUCAUAACAACGAGAUCCACAACCAUCAUCACUACAAGCAUCAGAACAAUUAUCAUCAUACGCAUCAUGAUCAUCAUCACACCGAUCAUUAUGAUCAUCAUCACAAACACGUUCACGAUCAGUAUCAUCAUCAUCAUGUAGAUCAUCAUAGCCAAGCUCAUCAUCAGACCCAUGAUCACUCACAUAGCGAGGGACAUUCGCAUUCACAUGAGAAGUAUCAUCAUGAGCAUCAUGAUGACUAUAAUCAUUAAGAAGUUUCGACAUGGAAGUUCAGAAUUUAGCAAAGGAACAGAGUCUUGAAUUUGGAUUGGUGACCUUUGUGUAUAAAACAAAACUGGAACUUUUCGUUGAGGAACAUUUUUAAAACAGUUUAUGGAUAAAGAGAAUAAGUUGAACUACUUGCUAAUAGUUAAAGCUUCAUAGGUUCAGCAAAAGUAGAUCAAAUCUCUCUGUUCAUAAGUUCUCGUCUCCUAUUUAUCUCAUCUCUAUUCUUAAAAAUAACACGUUUUGAUUUUUCCAAAUAAACAUAAU
Messenger RNA from Eurytemora carolleeae, 840 nucleotides. Its product is annotated as histidine-rich glycoprotein. Bases 66 to 560 code for a protein of 164 amino acids. The transcript is spliced from 2 exons. Lineage: Eukaryota; Metazoa; Arthropoda; Copepoda; Calanoida; Temoridae. The record is from RefSeq and is a predicted model, not a curated record.